GUAGUUUUUGAUCUUCUCUUCAUUCUCUUUCCCGAUGGCCACGUCCGCCGUCCUCUCCGGUGCCAGAUCGAUGCUUCGAGCUGCUUCGUCACGUAGCGCCGCUGCUUCCACUGGCCGCUUCGCCUCUCAAGCGAAAUCCGCUCCGCCGUUGUUUAGAGCCACUGCCAGAAGAAGCCCACUACUUUCACCUCUCCGAAAUCCUGUGGAACUGAGCUUCUGUGUGGAGUCAUUGUUACCAUACCACACUGCCACAGCUUCAGCGUUAAUGACUUCAAUGCUUUCUAUCUCUGGCCAAAGCUAUGGCUGGCUCUCUGACGCUUGCAAAGAGGACUUUUGAUGAUGUCUACGCGUACACAAUGCGAUUGCGAGAGAAGGUUUAAGAGUAUUUAGGCAAAGAAUAAUUGUUGUACUGCUCAAACACAAAUCAUCUCUUUGUCUUCAGUUUACAUAUCAAAAACAAAUGUCCUACAUCUUU
Molecule: messenger RNA, 475 nt
Organism: Arabidopsis arenosa
Lineage: Eukaryota; Viridiplantae; Streptophyta; Magnoliopsida; Brassicales; Brassicaceae
Source: the annotation of a GenBank genome assembly